Molecule: messenger RNA, 1296 nt
Organism: Hyaloperonospora brassicae
Lineage: Eukaryota; Oomycota; Peronosporomycetes; Peronosporales; Peronosporaceae
Source: the annotation of a GenBank genome assembly
AUGCUUUUGCACCGCAUCGGACGUCGCGUAUCCUCUGCGUCUCGAGCCUCCUCAUCACCAGUCGCAUCGUUCUCGUCACUGUUCCCUCUGUCUCCAUGUCAAACAACCGCUCGUGCUGCUCGACAAACCAAUUGGUCCAUCAUCGCCACCUGUCGUCGCCACGCGCACAGCUCCUCGUUGUCCAUCGACGACGAGUACCACAGCCACACGCACGCGAGUGCAACGUCCGACACGUUCCAAGUUCCCGGAACGUUUGCGCUCGAGAGCUCCGAGUCCCUCGUGGCGCCAGUCAUUGCGUACACCACGUACGGCUCACUGAAUGCCGCGCGGGACAAUGUGAUUGUCGUCUGCCACGCGCUCACGGGCCACUCGCUCGUGCACCACUACUGGGACGCACUGGUCACGUCCGAGUGGACGCGCAAGUACUUUGUCGUCUGUUGCAACGUCGUGGGCUCGUGCUACGGCUCGACAGGUCCGACGUCGAUGAACCCAUUGACGGGACGCCCCUACGGUCCCGACUUUCCCGCCGUGACGAUCCGUGACGCGGUGGCACUGCAGCGUCGACUGCUGCAGGAGAAACUCGGCGUCCGUCAAGUUCGCACUGUAGUCGGGGGCUCCUUGGGCGGCAUGCAGACCCUCGAGUGGAUGUUCCAGGGACGAGAGUUUGUCCAGAGCGUCGUCGCUAUUGCCUGCGGUGCUCAGCACUCGGCGUGGCAGAUCGGGAUGAGUGAGCUCCAGCGCCAAGCGAUAUAUCUCGAUCCCCACUUCGGCAAUGGCUACUACCAGUCCGAUGCUCGUCCCGAGGCAGGACUUGCUCUCGCUCGUCGAAUUGCUAUGGUGAGCUACCGGUCGCAUGCGGCGUACAAUGAAAAGUUUGGACGAUCCCGGGAACACGUUGAAGCCAACGACACGGACCCGAAGACAACGACGACAGGUGCGAGCAAAGACGGACGUUUUCUCGUGCAGUCGUAUCUCGACUAUCAGGGCGCAAAGUUCCUCGCUCGCUUUGACGUCAACUCGUACUUGACGCUGUUGCACAUGAUGGACUCGCAUGACGUUGGCCGGGAUCGAGGCGGAGUGGCAAAAGCGCUGGCUUCCGUGUCACAGCCUGCACUCGUUAUUGGCAUCGACUCGGACGUGCUGUAUCCACUUUGCGAACAGCAGCAGCUUGCUAAGGGCCUGCCAAACGCUCAGUUCAUCACGCUGUCGUCGCUGCACGGCCACGAUGGGUUCUUGCUCGGCCAGAAGGAGAUCAGUGAGCACAUCAAACGGUUUCUUGCUGAGCACGUGGAGUGA